This is a messenger RNA of Iphiclides podalirius (scarce swallowtail), 7236 nucleotides long. Lineage: Eukaryota; Metazoa; Arthropoda; Insecta; Lepidoptera; Papilionidae. The record is from the annotation of a GenBank genome assembly.
AUGAUCGCCUCUAGAGAUAAAUCUCUCUAUUCUAAUAAAAUGGGGAUAAUGUACGAAAAGCGGCCGCUAAAGAGGCCUCGCUUGGGCCCUCCUGAUGUAUAUCCUCAAGAACCUAGGCAAAAAGAGGACGAGCUUACAUCUACUAACGUUAAACAUGGUUUUUCUACUACGCCACAAUCAAGUGAUGAAUUCGGCACUGCCAGAAAUUUCAACUAUUCUGCCUCAAAGAUAGGGCAAUUUUUCUCAAGUAUACUAUCAAAGAAAGAGGAACUCAAUACUCUGCCAGAUUGUGGAAGAAAGAGGCAGCAAGUAAAUCCUAAAGACAAUUUUUGGCCAGCUACGGCUCGUACCAAAGCCCAAAUAGAAGCUUGGUUUAAGGAUUUAGCAGGCAGCAAACCGCUGUCACUGUUGGCUAAAAAAGCACCAAAUUUUAACAAGAAAGAGGAGAUAUUUAUCACUCUCACAGAAUAUCAAGUUGCAAUGCCAAGGGCUGCUUGGUUUAUUAAGCUAAGCUCGGCAUAUACUGUAGCAGUUUCAGAGGCAAAGAUUAAGAAAAGGCAAUUACCUGAUCCUACCACAGAAUGGACAACCACAUUGAUAAAAUUUUUAAAAGAUCAAAUACCUAAGUUAGCAGAGCACUAUCAAAGUGCAAUUCCUGGCAAUCCAUCAGAGAAGACACCACCUUCCCAGUCAGGCCAGGGAACCCCUAGUCACAAUUCAUCUGGUAAUCAGCCAGGUGGCUCCACUCCUAACAGCUCAACUGUGCCAAAUUCAAUGCACUCACCAGGAAUUUCUUCCACCUUAAGUUCCGGUGAUACCACAGAUUGGCGACAAGCCCUUAAGCUGUGGAACUAUUGCUGUCGUCUUGCAAGAUACAUGCUAGAUGAGGGUUUGCUAGAUCGACAUGAUUUCCUCACCUGGAUCAUAGAACUUCUUGACAAACGGGCACCAGAGGAUGGUCUUCUGAGGUUGUUUCUGCCGCUGGCCCUUCAGCAUAUGGGCGAGUUUGUGUGCUGCGAAAGUCUGUCGCGUCGCCUAGCAACCACGUGCGCGAAAAAAGCCGCCGUCAUCUGCUCAGUGCUCUCCGACACGACACUGCGCACACUCAACCAGCCUGCAGUGUUCGCGAAAAACCUCGAAGGAAAUGGUAAGCCGAAUGGCGUCCCGAUGUCACCGGCGGCGGAGAACACCAACGGCGACGUGAAGCCAAACAUUAAUCAGAUCAAACGUUCAGCCACUCCCGCCGAUCAGAGCCAGGGCACACCGAACCCGAGUCAUUCCAUCGGGACACCCAAUCCAAUGGGCACACCCAAUCCCACGCAGCCGAUGGACGUGCAAGUAAAGGAAGAGAACGGAUCACCCCCCAGGGAUACGAAGACUGCACUCAACACUGUGAUAACGGCAGCCCUAAACCCUGUCCAAGUUGGGUUUGGUGAAAUUUUGAACUGUGCCUAUCACAGAGAUAUCAUCAUUCAGCUAGCCAGUAUAUUACAGAUUAUUUGCAUUGAGUGCCCCACUGCCAUGGUUUGGUCUGGCUGCAACUCUUCUAUGCAAGGCUCUCCUCUCGACUUGCUACCGCUGCCACCGUCGGCUUUGCCCAUGCCGCACAUGGAUUCGCUUAUAACGGAACAUCAUAGAAAAAUGGUCUACGAAGCAGAGCAAGAAAUUGCUGCGAGGAGUAAGAAAGCCGAAAGCAAAUGGUGCACAGAUAAAUGGCAAACAAGUUCUCAAGCACGUGUCUUAGCUGUUCUCGAGGCUUUAGAUCGACAUUGCUUCGACCGCGUCGAUCCAAACAACAAUCUGGACACUCUAUACAAAGAAGUAUUCGCUAACUGUACACCUCCUUCCAAAGACUCACCUACUGAUACCAAAGAUCCGGAGUGGGCGUGCUCGUACGCGGUGGUGCGCGUGCUGUGCGAGUGGGCCGUUUGCGGGGCGCGUUGGGGCGAGCACCGCGCAAUGGCGGCCGCCGCGCUCCUGGACCGUCGCCAGCAGCUGCUGCACCUCCACCACGACCACCACGCGACCGGUUCUGAUGACAAAGAGUCUAUCAGCUCGGGCACCGGACUCUACAACGGACCGCCGAUUUUCCAAAAUCUCUUGCUGAGAUUUCUGGACAACGACGCCCCUGUAUUAGACGAGAGCCCGAACGCACCACCGGGAAACAGGCAGCAGUUCGCGAAUUUGGUGCACCUCUUCGGCGAGCUCAUCCGCAGGGACGUGUUCUCGCACGAUGCUUACAUGUGCACGCUGAUAUCGAGAGGCGACCUGAUAUCGCCGACGGAGCCCGCGUCCAGCAGCGGCCACACCGUCGCCCCGCCGGCCAACAGCUCCGGCACCAACCACAACAUGGACGACGACAUAUUCGCCGGGAUCGAUCUCAAACCGAAGAUGGAGGAAAACGUGCGCAUGGAUUUAGAUGACUCUAAAAUUGACGACGACCUCGAUAAAUUGCUGCAACAUAUAAAAGAAGACCAGCAGAACUCUAUGGAUGCGCCCGAUAGUCCUAAGGAUCCUGGGGAACCAUCUCACGGUGUGAACUCUCCAAUGAUGGGACCGAGUGGUAUGAGCAUUGCUAGCAUGCAGAGCAUGGGCAUGGGGCCAAUGUCCGUACCAGGGAUGCGCAGCGGCAGCGCGUGCGGCGGCGCCGGCGGGGGAGGGAUGGCGGGGGGGCACGUGGGCGGCGGCGGGGCGGGGGGUGCCCCCCCCUCGCGCCACUACCACUACACGAUGCACUUCCCCCUGCCGCCCGCCGAGCCGGACCACACACCGCACGACGCCAACCAGCGCCACAUCCUGCUCUACGGCGUCGGACGCCAGCGCGACGACGCCAAACACGCCGUCAAGAAGAUGACCAAAGAAAUCUGCAAAUUAUUCUCUAAGAAGUUUUCGAUCGACGUAGCGGAAGGGGGGAAAAUAAAGAAGCACUCUCGGAGCGAAUUUAAUUUUGAGGCUGUCACUCAUAAGUUUCAGGCGAUGUCGAUGUACGAGCAGGGCGCCGUCUCGUGGGCGGUGGGCGGCGCCGUGUGCGAAGCACUAGCGGCGUACGCGGCCGCCGCCACCACCUACCUGCCGCAGCCGGAGCACGUGGCCUUCGCGCUCGACCUCAUGGAGAUCGCGCUCAACGUGCACGGCCUCAUCGAGACAUGCAUACAGAUACUAAAAGAGCUGUCGGAAGUGGAAAGCGCCCUUAUAACUCGAGGCGCCCCUAGCAGCGGCCUCGCGGCUCCCAGGGCCUACACAUCCGCCCUGGCUUUGUACACAGUCGGCGCUCUCCGUCGAUACCACUCCUGCCUUUUGUUGUGCGUGGAGCAGACGUCGGCCGUGUUCGAGCAGCUGUGCCGGCUGGUCAAGUGCGUGGUGAACCCCGGCGACUGCGGCUCGGCGGAGCGCUGCGUGCUCGCGCAGCUGCACGACCUGUACAAGGCGGCGGCGCACCUCUGCCACGCGCCGCACGCGGACACCUUCGCCAACGCCUACCCCAAGAUCAAGCAAGCAUUAUAUUCUCAAUUGCAACCGACCCCGUCGAACUACCCGUACAACGCCCAAUUUCUAAGCGAGUUUUUCACAAAUCCACGUAAAGGUAAAAUAGAAAUCGCGUGGGCGCGCCAGGUCGCCGAAUCUCCGGCUAACAGAUACAGCUUCGUAUGUUCGGCGAUGUUGGCCGUCUGUCGUGAAGUAGAUAAUGAUAGGGUGAACGAGCUGGGCGUGCUGUGCGCCGAGAUGACCGCGUGGUGCAGCGGCCUGGCGGCCGAGUGGCUGGGCGCGCUGGUGGCGCUGUGCGGCGCGCAGCACUACCCCGCCGCGCCGCAGAGCGCGCCCGCCGUGUGGCCCCUCUACCCGCACCUGCUCCACCACCACGACCUGCACGACGCGGCGGCGCACGACUCCCUGGCCGUCUUCACCUCCAUACUAGUCGCGCGCCACUGCUUCUCGCUGGAGGACUUCGUGCGGCACGCGGCGCUGCCGUCGCUGGUGAAGGCGUGCGGCGGCGGCGGCGCCUCCAACAACCCGGCCAACGCGCCCUCGCCCGACACAGGCGCCAGACUGACCUGCCACCUGCUGCUCAGGCUGUUCAAAACCGUCGACACCCCGCAACCAGGUCUGUACAGCGUGUCCACUUCGCCGGGGCCCGGCGGGGGCGCGGCGGGCGUGCGACUUUCCUGCGACCGCCAUCUACUGGCCGCCGCGCACAAGAACAUCGGCGUCGGUCCCGUCCUUGCCACGCUCAAGGCCAUACUCAUGGUCGGGGACUCGACGGCCCGAGACGGAGGCAAACCGAGCGGUAAAAAGUCGAGCGAGCUUUCACACAUCUUAGGUACAAGCGACACCGUUCCAACUGACGCCCAAUUGGACCUUAUGUCGAUGGUAGAUUCAGAGAUGAGUGGGGGCCAUAGAACGCCUAGAGGCAGCGGCGGCGUCGGCUCAACCUUACUAGACUCGUCGCAAUCGCUCUCCUCGCUAGCCAGGAGAGUGUUGGCAGAGAUCUGCUCCGAGGAGUGGGUGCUGCAGAAGUGCUUGCAGAACCAGGACGAGCUCUAUCAGCCCGACAUGUUGCUUGACUCAAUGCUCACGCCGAGACAGGCGCAGAGAUUGUUACACAUGAUUUGUUAUCCUGAUUCAGCGAGUCACACACAUCCUGAUCUCGACCAGAAGACCAUGAUUACUCGUUUGUUAGAGAACCUGGAGCAGUGGUCGUUGCGAAUGUCCUGGCUGGACCUGCAGCUGAUGUUCAAGCAGUUCCCCAGCGGCUCGUCGGAACUGAGCGCGUGGCUGGACACGGUGGCGCGCGCCGUCAUCAACGUGUUCCAGCAGCCGGCGCCGCCGCCGCCCGACAAGGACAGGACGGGCACCGAUAGGGGCGUGGUGAGCACGAGCAAGUGGUCGGAGUCGGUGUGGCUGGUGGCGCCGCUGGUCGCCAAGCUGCCCCCCGCCGUCCAGGGGCGGGUGCUCAAACAGGCCGGCCAGAUCCUGGAGAGCGGGUGGGGCGCGGCUUGCAGCGGGAACUGCUCGAGCGGCGGCGGAGGCGGAGGCGGAUCGCAUAGGGACUGCAAGAGCCACCAGAGUCCCAGCUACAAAGGUUCGGCGGGCGGUGGUGGGGGCGGCAAGAGGGGGGGGGGGGGUGGAGCCUGCGCGUGCGGCGGCGCCACCAGCGUGCGUCUCGCCAACGAGCCCCUGCUCUCGUUGGUGCUCACCUGCCUACGUAAUCAGGAUGACCAAAAGGAGAGCCUGCUGAGCUCGAUCCACGCGCAGCUGCAGCACUACCUGGGGCACGCGCGCGACCACGAGCGCUCCGCGUGCGGCGACGCGUGGCAGGACGAGCCGCCGCCCGAGGCGCUGCUGUUGCGCUUCUCGCUCGCCGGCGGCAUGUUCGACGCGAUCCGCCGCUCGUACCAGCUCACCUCCGACUGGGCGGUGCUGCUGACCCAGCUGGUCGCGCACCAGGUCGUCGACGCGUACAACAAUAGUCUGUGUCGCAGCAACCUGUUCACGACAUUGAUCGACAUGCUUGCCACUCUAAUACACUCGACGCUCGCCGAGGGCGGCGACGACAACAACCGCAAGCACUACCAGAACCUCAUGAAGAAGCUGAAGAAGGAGAUCGGGGAUAGGCACGGGCCCUCGGUGCAGAGCGUGCGGCAGCUGCUGCCAUUGUCCAAGAACACCAUCAUCGAGGUAAUCGCAUGCGAACCGUUGGGCUGCUUGGUGGACCAGAAAGGAAACAAAAUCUCCGGAUUCGAUAGUGACAAGAAACAUGGUCUCCGGCUGACGGACAAGCAACGGGUGUCAAGCUGGGAGCUAGUGGAGGGGGGGCGCAAUCCCGCGCCCCUCUCCUGGGCCUGGUUCGCCGCCACCAAGAUCGAGAGGAAGCCGCUCACGUACGAAAACGCUCAUAGGCUAUUAAAAUUCCACACGCACAGUUUAGUGAAGCCACAGACAUACUAUUUGGAAUCUCUGCCAAUACCACCGGAAGAUCUGGAGACUAAUGAUAAUAAACAGGAUAAUGGCAGCCUGGACUCCAGCCCGACGGGUGCUGGUAAAGGACGCAAGAUGCCCUGCAAGAACAACAAAGCCAAGAAAGCAAAAGUUACAACACCAACGAAUGGCGGCGCGGUGGUGGGCGGCGGCAGCGGCACGGUUGGCAUGGCGACGGCACCUGCCCAGCAGCCGCAGUUCAUGCAGUCACAGCAGCAGUGGUUCCCCCCACCGGGGCCCACCUACUACAAUCCAGCAGCUGCUGGUGCACUGAGCAACAUGCUUCGGCAACGAGUACCCUUCAACCAAAUGACUCAAAUGCAGAGCGGCGGAUAUCCCGGCGCGCCCCAUGCACGCGGUCCGUUCCCGAGACAAGGCAUGCGCCAAAUGCAACCAAACCAAAUGAAUCAAAUGCAGCCAAAUCAAAUGAAUCCAAUGAGCGCGAUGGGGAGCAUGGGCCCCAUGGGGCAGAUAGGCAAUGUCCAGAUGGGACCAGGACAAAUGGGCGCCGGGCAGAUGGGAAGCGGCCAAAUGGGUCAAGGCCAAAUGGGUGGCAAUCAGAUGGGGUCCGGUCAGAUGCCAGGGAUGGGUGGCCAAAUGUUUGGCGGGCAAUAUGGCGGAAUGCAGCAGGGCUACGGUGGCUACGGUCAGCAAAUGAUGCAAGGCGGACAACAGCAGAUGAUGAAUCAAGGCAUGGGUCAGAGUGUGAAUCAAAUGGGCCAACAAGUAAACCAAAUGGGUCAACAAGUAAACUCCAUUCCACAAAAUGUCGGUCAGAUGAGUCAGGGUGUUGGCCAAGGUGGUCAAAUGCCGCAGGGUAUGAGCCAGAUGAGCCAGAGCAUGGGUCAGAUGGGACAAGCGAUUGGUCAGAUGGGUCAGAUGGGGCAAGGCGGCGGUAUGGGAACAAUGAACAGUCAGGCCUCGUCAAUGGGACCACAAGGAGGAAAUGCCAUGGGUGGAUUCCCUGGCCAACAAUCAUUCCAACAGAACAUGAUGAGCGGUAGAGCGAGUCAGGAAGCAUUCCUAGCGCAACAAAGACAGAAUGCGCGACCACAGUACAUGCAGGCGCCGAACGUGACGAUGGGGGCGAUGGGCGGGCCGGCGCCGCCCUAUCCGCGCGGUAUGCAGCCGCAGCAGGGCGCUCAGUAUCAACAGCAGCUGACGCCUCAACUGCGGAUGCGGCAACAAAUGCUUGCCAUGCAGCAACAGCAGGGCCCGCUGGUGCAGCACCUGCAACGCCAGCAGUACCAGCCGCCAUAC